Ylistrum balloti is the source of this 1512-nucleotide messenger RNA. Its product is annotated as nuclear migration protein nudC-like. The record is from RefSeq and is a predicted model, not a curated record. Gene Ontology annotation, cellular component: cytoplasm. NCBI's taxonomy places the organism in Eukaryota, Metazoa, Mollusca, Bivalvia, Pectinida, Pectinidae. The transcript is spliced from 10 exons. The coding region runs from base 114 to 1109 and encodes 331 amino acids. Gene Ontology annotation, biological process: protein folding.
AGGCGUGCAAUAGUGCUGAGGUACGGACGGAAAAUAAGACUUACUUUACUCAUCAGAACUGAAAAAGUAUAUUAAAACCGAGUUCGUAUUGAGGGAACAGAAGCACAGAUACCAUGGCCGAUCCCGAAAGAUUUGAUGGAAUGUUGCUAGCAAUGGCUCAGCAAUGCGAAGGCGGAGUGAAAGAGAUUCUGGAUUGCGUUUUCAGUUUUUUAUCAAGAAAGACAGACUUUUAUACUGGUGGAAAGGAAGGUUUAGCUGAAAAAAUUGUUAUGGAUGCAUUCAAAACGUACCAAAAAAGUGCAGAAGAAGAAAAACGAAAAUUAAGAGAGGAACGAGAACAGGAAGAAAUGCGGAGGAAAGAACGUCUUGCUAAGAAAAAGGCAGAGACAGAGAAAAAAGCUCAAGAAAAAAUAGCUAAAGAAGAGGAACCCAAAAUCAAGGAACUUACAGAAGAGGAGGCCGAACAACUUCAGAAUGAAUUAGAUAUGGAAAAAUCUGGAGAAAAACCAACACCAACAGAAGAGGCUCCAAAGGCAGAAAAUGGUGAAAAGUCAGAUGAUGAAGAAGAUGAAAAGGACAAGGGGAAAUUAAAACCUAAUGCCGGUAAUGGAGCAGACCUGCCUAAUUACAAAUGGACACAGACACUUGAAGAAAUUGAGCUUAGAGUACCCUUUAAUGUUUCGUUCCCUCUGAAAGGAAGAGACAUGGUUGUCCAGAUUGACAAACGGCACAUCAAGGUGGGACUGAAAGGACAUCCUCCUGUGGUCGAAGGUGAAACAUACAAUGACAUUAAGGUGGAGGAGUCGACAUGGUGUAUUUUGGAUAAGAAGGAGCUGGUAGUCAACAUUGAAAAAAUAAACAAAAUGGAGUGGUGGAGUAGGAUAGUCACAACAGAUCCUGAAAUUAAUACCAAGAAAGUUUCGCCUGAAAACUCCAAGUUGUCUGAUUUAGACGGGGACACAAGAUCACUAGUAGAGAAGAUGAUGUACGAUCAGCGACAGAAGGAGAUGGGUCUGCCAACCUCAGAAGAACAGAAGAAAGCAGACAUUAUGAAAAAAUUUAUGUCACAGCAUCCAGAAAUGGACUUUUCCAAGUGUAAAUUUAACUGACUGCCUCUAUAAAGGCAACAAAUAUUGAUAGAAAAGGCGACACUACAGCACGUUUGAUUCUAGUUGUGAAUGUGAAAACAUGACUAUUCCUGUAUAUCAUGAAUGAUAUCACAUCAAGGAGCUGUAGUAUUCCUACCAGUGGGUAUUACAUAUACAUCCUGCAAGGAUCAAGAAAUAAUCUGUAACAUGAACAGAAAAAAAACUUUAUACAGCCAGAUAACGUGUUCCUUAACUACUGAUUGAUAUAUGUCUAAUUCAGUGUUAAUAGUAUGUAACAUUUCUGUGUAAAAUCUUGAUUCAUUUAAUUCAUGUUUAUCAUUGAUUACAUAAUAAGUGAAGCACACUCAAUUUUCACUUUUUUAUUAGGGCGCUGAAUUGGAUUUGAAAUAAAUGUUAAAUGUUA